Synchiropus splendidus (mandarinfish) is the source of this 3911-nucleotide messenger RNA. RefSeq names its product GRIP1 associated protein 1 (gene gripap1). Gene Ontology annotation, cellular component: extrinsic component of postsynaptic early endosome membrane; postsynaptic recycling endosome; glutamatergic synapse. Bases 84 to 2816 code for a protein of 910 amino acids. Gene Ontology annotation, biological process: regulation of neurotransmitter receptor transport, endosome to postsynaptic membrane; neurotransmitter receptor transport, endosome to postsynaptic membrane; regulation of modification of synaptic structure. Lineage: Eukaryota; Metazoa; Chordata; Actinopteri; Syngnathiformes; Callionymidae. The transcript is spliced from 30 exons. The record is from RefSeq and is a predicted model, not a curated record.
CACUCCUCUCCUCUCUGCGAGCUCUGCCCUCUCCUCCGGUGGCGUAGCUUAGCCUGCUAGCCAGCAGCUAGUUUAUCGUGGCCAUGUCGCAGGCUCUAUCGGAGGAGGAGUUCCAUCGUAUGCAGGCACAGCUGUUGGAGCUACGGACUCAGAACUAUCAGCUAUCAGAUGAUCUCAGGAAGAAUGCUGCCGAGCUCAAUGCAAUACGGCAGAAAAAUCUUGUCUUGGAGAAAGAUUUUGUCAAAGCACAGAAGGCUCUGAAUAAGAGCAAGAAAGCUCUGGAGGUUGAUGCAUUGCUGAGUGAGAAUGAGAUGCUUCAGGGAAAACUUUACAGCCAAGAAGAGGACUUCAGACUGCAGAAUAGCACACUAAUGACAGAACUCUCCAAGCUAUGUACACAGAUUGAGCAGCUUGAACAUGAAAACCAGAAACUAAAAGAAAGUGCGCCGACUGGUAGUCCGGCUGUUGACCCUUCCGCUAGUGUUGUGGAUGGAGAGCUGCUCCGGCUCCAGGCAGAAAACUCUACGCUGCUUAAACAAUUGAAAGCCCUCCAAGAGCGCUUUGACAAGGAGCAACAGAAGCAGUCAGCUGUCACUGAGACUGGUGGACAAACCAGCACCAAUGGAGUUUCUGACGUGUCUGAUGGAGGAGAGGAGCUGUCAGCAGAGGGAACCAGUGAGAGACUUGAAGAGACAAAUGCACAGCUGGCCCAGACUGAGGAAAGGCUGCAUGCGACCCCUUUAGGCCUGUCAGAGAAGAGCGUAGAGAAGAUUGUAGCUAAGCAGGCAGCGCUAGGCUGGUCGGCUGCUCUCUGUCCAAUAACUCACUGCUUUGGACCAGAGCUGGAGAUGGCCCUGAACACUGAGCAGGAGGAGAAGAGGCUGCUGAAGGAGCAGAUCCACAGUCUAGAGGCAUCUAAACAUGCUGAGAUGACCAAGCUACAGGAAGAAAUAACAAAGCUCACAGACAAAUUAAAAAAGAAGCAGGAGAGUUUUCAGCGACUGCAGACAGAAAAGGAGGCUCUCUACAAUGACAGCAGGACAAAAAUUGAUGAAAUCAACCAGAGGAAAGAAGAAGAACUGAAGACCAUGAACAUCCGUGCACAGAAACUGCAGUCAGACAUCCUUGCUGCCAAUCAGGUGUCAGCAGAGCUGAGAGAGCAACUGCAGAGCAAAGAAAAGGAACAUGAAGUUGCCCUUAAUGUUUUAAAAGAGCAGGUAGCCAGUCAGAGUGCAAUCAGUCAGGAGCAGGUGGAAAACAUCCUGCAGGAGAAUGAUGCUCUGAGGACUAAUCUAGCUGCUCUAGAACAGGAAAACACUGAUGUGCGGACAAAUCUGUGUGUUCUUGAAGAGAUUCAGACGACCAAGACGCAAGAAAUGAACCUGAUACGAGAGCAGCAGGAUGCACUAACUGCAGAGCUCCAGCAGAGAAAAGCCGAACAGGAGAGCCUCCUGGCCCAGAAAGAUGACCUUAACUCCCAACUGCAGGAGUCUAGUUUUGCUAACAGGAAGUUAUUGGAGCAGUUAACCGAAGAAGGGAUAGAGAAAGACAAGCUUCUUAGAGAGCUGAGUGAAUCUAAAAAGACUGCAGAAAAGAGGAAGGCCAUGUUGGACGACAUGGCUAUGCAGCUGAAUCAAGAGAAAUCCAACCACAAGGAGGCGCUAUCAGACCUCAAAUUACAGCAUGAGAAGGAGGUUCUUGGAGUCCGGGCCAAAUACGAGAAAGAGCUCCGAGGACUCCAUGAGGACAAGAAUCGGUCAGAGGAAGAGAUUCGACAGCAGCUUAAAGAUGAAAAAGCAAAAACCAAAGAAUUGGAAGGUCUUCAGCAGCGGGUGGAGGAACUGCAGUCUCAGGUUCAGUCGAUGGAGGGAACCAAAGGAUGGUUUGAGAGACGACUCAAGGAGGCUGAGGAGAACAUGGAGGAGAAAAGUCUGGAACAUCAGAGUGAGCUUGAGAAUCUACAAAAGGAACACACACUUCAUUUGGAGGAGAAGCAGUCGGAGAUGGAAGCCCUGAAGCAGCAGCUGGAGGAGGUGGAGAAACAGAAGGGGGAGCACAACGACACUAUCACAAAAUUGAAACAGGAGAUAAAAGACACGGUGGAUGGUCAGAGGAUCCUGGAGAAGAAAGGAAGCGCAGCGCUGAAGGAUUUGAAGAGGCAGCUACAGCUUGAGAGGAAAAGAGCCGACAAACUGCAGGAGAGACUCCAGGAGAUCCUGACCAACAGCAAGACCAGAACAGGUCUGGAGGAGCUGGUUCUGUCAGAGAUCAACAGUCCCAGUCGAACACAGCAGACUGGAGACUCGUCGUCAGUUUCGUCCUUCUCAUACAAAGACAUGAUGAAAGAGAGCCAGGUGGCCAAUCCGAACAAGUCAGGAGGAGGCAGCCCCCAGUCUCAGCGUCCUGCAGAACUCUCUGAUGACGAAGUCGGGGAAUUAUUCCAGCGACUUGCUGAGGUGCAGCAGGAGAAGUGGAUGCUUGAGGAGAAAGUAAAGCAUCUGGAAGUGAGCUGCUCGUCCAUGGCGGAGGACAUCUGCAGGAAGAGUGCGAUCAUCGAGACCUAUGUAAUGGACAGCCGUAUAGAUGUUUCCGGCAGUGCUGUGGCAGGUCACGGGGCCUCCCAGGGCGAGAGAGGAGGUCUGGGUUCCGUCCUCAGGGAUCUGGUCAAGCCAGGAGAUGAAAAUCUGAGAGAGAUGAACAAGAAGCUCCAGAACAUGCUGGAGGAGCAGCUCACCAAAAACAUGCAUCUGCAAAAGGAUUUGGAGGUUCUCUCUCAGGAGCUGGUGCGUUUCAGUGGUGCAUCUGGCUCUGGUUGAUCCAUCAAGCUCACACUCUCACUGGAACUAGCAGCGUCCUUCUUCCAUAUGUCCAACUCAUGACCUCAGACCUGCAGCCGAACAUCUCCAACGUCCUGCUCUGCAGGCUCAACGCUGUGCGAUGCUCCUCCAUAUGUUGCGAUGAAUGUACUGCAAUUGGGCUGCGCUGGUCUUGACAGGAGGAUUUCCUUCUGCUUCCACGAACUCCUGCUCAUCAAACGCAGCUCCUCCUUCAACUGAGCGAUGCAUCGCCGUGUAACUUGUGCAGUAACUGCAGGAUCUGUUUUUGUUUUUUAGACUCGGCAGUCAAGUUUAGUGUCUCACAUGCUGUGGCCUUCAUCUGUGAUCCCAUGAGCUUCAACACACUUGUACCACCAUCAGCUUGUUAGGAAACGGAGCUUGACGGUGCAACUCAACACGACGGUUUGAUGAGAGGAGACUUGUUGAUUGUGUUCUUGGCAUCUCCACACCACUUGCACUACUACAUUCGAUGACUGUUUUCUUCCUCUGCAUUAUUUAAAUUCAGGAAACAGGAAGGUCCUGUGGAAAGAAGUCGUCCAAUCAGCUUUUAUAUUCUUUCUGCUGCAUCUGUUUUUUAACCUUCUUUGAUAUCACAAACCUUCCUGUUUAUUUUGCCUUGUUUGUCUGUGGGUGUUUUGGGGGUUUAUGGGUGGGAGGGACUAAAGUGUUUACGACACAAUGUCUUACGUGGAAACUGCCUGAUUUGUUUUUGUUUGUACACUGCAAGUAAACAAGUGAUCAUGAGCUGUAAACAGUGAGGAUCCUUCUUUUGUUGACAGUGCAGCUUUUUAAUCAUACAUGUUCAUAUUUUUGAUCAUUAUAUAUGAAUAAAUGAAAGCAAAACGGGCGUCUAAUUAUUCGCGGUCUGCUCCACAGACACUCAGUAACAGAAUUGGAACAGGAAGUGCUGCACUGGCAACAACCGGACACGUCACUGGACGCACUUGGUUUUUAAUUUUUACAUUUGUAUAUAUCUGCCGUGACUGACUGUAUGAAGAAUCAACUGAUCUAUUUAUGAGAUUUAUCAUCACAACGCUAAUUAUUGUAACUGAUGGAAUAAAAAAAAAAAUAAUG